CUCUUCUUUUCUUCUCAUCAACUGCAACGAACAGCAAAACACACAGACACUCACCUUGAAACCCACCAAAGUACACACACCAUCAUCAAAAUGUUCCGCCAACAGCUCGCCCGCAACGUCCGCCUUUUCAGCACCUCUGUCCGCGUCCAGAAGGGCCCGGUCGAGGCCGCCAAAGACACGUUGAAGGAGGUCGACAAGAACGUCUCGUCGACCAUUGUCGCAGGCAUUGAGAAGGGCGAGCAAUUGACCGGUCGCGCCAAAGAACAAGCCGCCGAGGGCGCGAAGGAGGCUCAGCGAAAGGCCGAGGACGUCAAGGACCAAGCUGCGAGGACCGCGGAGGACGCCAAGGACAAAGUAAAGCAGUAGAUUGGAGAUCCUUCAGAGUACGAGCCUGCAGCAAUGGUGCCAGCAAGGAUACCAGAAGCAUGAAUGAAUGCCCUAAAAAUGAUACUUGUGGAAUACAGACCUGAUAAUGAAGCGUUAUGAGAAGCG
Messenger RNA from Cercospora beticola, 492 nucleotides. RefSeq lists its product as uncharacterized. The record is from RefSeq and is a predicted model, not a curated record. Lineage: Eukaryota; Fungi; Ascomycota; Dothideomycetes; Mycosphaerellales; Mycosphaerellaceae.